AUGGAUGCAGCGUGGGAGGAGGCGCUACGUGUCUGUAAGAAAACAAUCAACGAAGGGGAAGGUGCAGAACAGGCAUCUAUUUGGACUACCAUUAUUGCGGCCUUUGAUCCACGCGAACCGUGGGCAGCGCCAGAACGUGAUCAGCCUUUCGUGCGAGAAGCUUUGGCUUCCCUGCGGUACAGUCAAGAGCGUUUGGCCGCAUGGUAUGUUGAUGCAUACAUGAGCGCAUUCCACCAAUUGUGCAUGGAGGUACUCGCACCAUUGAUAUCUGAUGAGCAUGCCACAGCCCAUCUUCCAUUUGCUGUCGACACUUGCUUCGAAUGGAUCGUGAGCCGACAAACAUUGGCACUCGAGGCAGGCAUUUUGCCGCAUGACACAUGCACCGCUAUCCUAUUUUCGCAUUGUAAGACGGUUAUUUCUGCUGCCAUGCAGCCGGGCAUGCAUAAGGUGAUUGAAAACUAUUUCCAAAGUGCCUUGCAUGUCGAGGAGUCUACUAACGUUGUGCCGGAUUCGACGUGCGCCCAGGUAUGUACUCAACUUAGGAUCUUGGGUCUGGAUGCUGUUGUCCAAAGUGCCUUAACUGAAACGGCCUCGCACAUUCUGGAGCAUGCGACGCAGCAAGCCGUGACACGCUCAGGCUCACUACAAGAAGCCGUAUACCCAGCGCUCCAUGCGCUCCUAUGUGACGAACUAAUGCCAGCUCUCUCGUCCAUGCUGAAUGCCCGGCCCAAAGAGCCUGUGUCCAUGUCACCCACGCUCUAUAAUGCUUGGGAUAUUAGUGUGUCAAUGAUGUACGAUGAUACCCCAGAACUCGAUGAGGAUCAUGAAUCGCUGUAUCUUCGACUAGAGUAUUCGCUGGCCAAGAUGGUUGGAAAGCACCGUUUAACGCAGUUGUAUGCGCUCGUCGGUAUGUUUCCACAGAGCCGCGCUGCCAUGGAGGAUAUGGUGAUGUGGCUAGCCAAGACGGACGAACGCAUCGAAUUGGCUCAGUCAUUUACACAGGCUCUUCAGACGCGUCUUUUGCACCCAGAUAUGGAUACGCAUGCGAUUCUGGCGUACUAUAUAAAUAUCGUAUUUGCGCUGCGCAUGGUAGACACGUCUGGCGUGGUACUAUCGCGCGUCUUACCGCCGGUGCAGCACUACUUGCGGACACGACACGACACGAUUCGGGUGAUUGUGCACGCGCUUCUUGGUGAUGAUGCGGAAUUUGAGCUUCUGCGGUCCGAGCUUGUACAAUUGCAGCCAGAAAAUGAUGCACCCUCGAGUGCAUGGGACAUGGACGCAGAGGAUGAGCAAUAUACACGCCUUGAGCACUGGGUCGACCCAACAUGGGCACCGAGGCCUGUGGAUGCCGGGCCGGCCUUCCGCUUGAUGCGAUCCAAUGAUGUGGUGGGUUUACUUGCCCAGAUUUUCCACGACCGCCAAGGAUUUCUGCAUGCACUGGAGCAGCACACGGCUCAGCGUCUCGUCCGCACCGUGGACUACGAUACUUCGCGAGUGCAGCACAACAUUGCGAUUUUCAAGCGACGCCUGGGUGAGCAAAGUUUGCAUCAUUGUGACGUCAUGCUCGCCGAUGUGGCAACGUCGCGUGCCUUGGAUAGCGCCUUCCACACCCAGGAGAACGUCGCUGAGUACGUGCACCCCAUGGUCGUGUCGCGGCAGUUUUGGCCCGAUCUCGACACGCGGACAUGGACAUGGCCGACUCGACUGGCCCAGUCCCUGCAGCAGUUCUCGGCAUUUUAUACGAGGCAGAACCCUACCAAGUGUGUGCGAUGGCUGCCGCAUCUAGGCACCGUCGACGUCGACAUCGAGCUGCAGAACAAUGAGCGCGUAUCGAUGCGUGUCUCGCCGCUGCAGCUUGCGGUCUUGGAGCUCGUGUCGGAAAACGAGACGCCGGGUGUCGUGACAGCGGAGGACUUGGCCCAAGUGCUAGAAUUGCAGCACGCGGCGUUGGCACUCGAGGCGCUGCGGUUCUGGGUGGCCCAAGGCGUCCUGCGAGAAUGGCCAUCAGCCGGGUCUUUUGAGCUAUGUGACAAUUUGCCGGUCUCUCAUGCAUAG
This is a messenger RNA of Malassezia restricta, 2058 nucleotides long. Its product is annotated as anaphase-promoting complex subunit 2. The record is from RefSeq and is a predicted model, not a curated record. Gene Ontology annotation, cellular component: anaphase-promoting complex. The transcript has a single exon. NCBI's taxonomy places the organism in Eukaryota, Fungi, Basidiomycota, Malasseziomycetes, Malasseziales, Malasseziaceae. Gene Ontology annotation, molecular function: ubiquitin protein ligase binding. Gene Ontology annotation, biological process: ubiquitin-dependent protein catabolic process. The coding region runs from base 1 to 2058 and encodes 685 amino acids.